CGAGAACACUUGGCUUUGCCGUUCCCUGAGGAAAAUGCCCCCGACUCGCCCUGACCCCGGUUCCCCCCGCAUCUCCAGCGGCGGGAGCGCGCCCCGCCCUGCAGACAAUGCGGGAGCGGCCCGGGGAGGCCUCUGGGUGCGGUAGUUCCCUGCCCAUCACCUGAUGCCGCGGGAGGCGCAGCCGGGACUACAGCCCCCGCCAGGCAGCGCGCCCGCAGCCCGGCUGGUGCAAUCACACCUUAGCACGCCCCGCGGCCGGGGCCGGCGCCGGCUGGGAAAAGGAUGGGUUUGCCCGGGACUCUUCCAGAGCACUAGCGCGGGCGCUUCAGUCGGGGCAGGGGGCUGCAGCGCUAUUCGGGUGCAAUGGUGGUUUCUAUUUCUAUUUCUGCUCCUGUGGUGGCAUCGCAGCACUGCAGGAUCAGUUGUAUCCAUUGCAGUUAAGUUUGCGGGAUCUGGACAUGAGAGGAUCGAGCGUGUACGUGUAACUGUGCCAGCUCUUCGGCAUUUCUCCUGACCGCACCUCCUGCUCGCCUGCAUCUGGCUAGCGCCCGGCUCCGACUACAGAAUACACCGAUCCCCAGCACUUGUAUCCUUCAUCCGGUUGUGGGAGCUCCCCGAGCGAGCAUGCAUCGGUUUGUGCUGGUUGCCAGGCGAGCCGCGGCGCGGCUGUGCGGGCCGGGGGGCUGCCGGGGCGGAAGGACGGACAUGGCUCUGCGCCGCGCCGCUUCGCUGGCGGCCGGCCGGCAGCCGCGGGGUCCCCGGCGGGAGGGGACGGUACGCUGGAGCAGCGCUGCCAAGGCCUCCGCCGUGAAGAUCAACGAGAAGGCGAGCCGGGAGAAGAUCCUGACGCUGGAGUCCAUGAACCCGCAAGUGAAGGCGGUGGAAUACGCGGUGCGCGGCCCCAUCGUUCUGAAAGCCGGGGAGAUCGAGAAGGAGCUGCGGAAGGGAAUCAAAAAACCUUUUACUGAAGUGAUUAAAGCCAACAUUGGAGAUGCUCAUGCAAUGGGACAGAGACCAAUCACCUUCCUCCGUCAGGUGGUGGCCCUGUGUACAUACCCAAACCUGCUGGACAGCCCGAGCUUUCCGGAGGACGCCAAAAAGCGCGCCAGGCGGAUCUUGCAGGGCUGUGGAGGAAACAGCUUAGGAUCCUACACUGCUAGUCAAGGUAUAAAUUGUAUCCGUGAAGAUGUGGCUUCAUAUAUUGAAAGAAGAGAUGGAGGGGUUCCUGCAGAUCCAGAUAACAUUUACCUCACCACUGGGGCAAGUGAUGGCAUUUCUGCAAUUUUAAAGAUCCUGAUCUCAGGAGGUGGCAAAUCCCGAACAGGAGUGAUGAUUCCUAUUCCCCAGUAUCCCUUAUACUCAGCAGCCAUCUCUGAACUGGAUGCUAUCCAGGUGAACUACUAUUUGGAUGAAGAAAAUUGCUGGGCUCUAAAUGUGAACGAGCUUCGCCGUGCCUUGAAUGAAGCUAAGGCAUAUUGCAAUCCAAAAGUCCUCUGCAUCAUCAACCCUGGAAAUCCCACAGGACAGGUGCAAAACAGAAAGUGCAUUGAAGAUGUGAUACACUUUGCAUGGGAAGAAAAACUUUUUCUUCUGGCUGAUGAGGUUUACCAGGACAAUGUGUACUCUGAAGGAUGCCAGUUUCAUUCCUUCAAAAAGAUUCUGUAUGAGAUGGGACCCGAGUACUAUAACAAUGUUGAGCUGGCCUCUUUUCACUCCACCUCUAAGGGAUACAUGGGCGAAUGUGGCUACAGAGGAGGCUACAUGGAGGUCAUAAACUUGCACCCAGAAAUCAAAGGACAGCUGGUUAAGCUGCUCUCUGUUCGCCUUUGCCCUCCAGUCUCAGGACAAGCAGCCAUGGAUAUUGUGGUGAAUCCUCCAGUACCUGGAGAAGAAUCUUAUGCACAGUUCAUAAAGGAGAAGGAAUCUGUUUUGAACAAUCUUGCCAAAAAAGCCAAACUAACAGAAGACAUGUUUAACAAGAUCCCAGGAGUUCACUGCAACCCCCUUCAAGGAGCCAUGUACGCUUUCCCUCGGAUCUUUAUUCCCUCCAAAGCCAUUGAGGAAGCAAAGGCUCAUAAAAUGGCACCUGAUAUGUUCUAUUGCAUGAAACUUCUGGAAGAGACUGGAAUAUGUGUUGUACCUGGAAGUGGAUUUGGCCAGAGAGAAGGAACCUACCAUUUCAGAAUUACCAUUCUUCCUCCAGUAGAGAAGCUGAAGAUCCUACUGGAGAAAGUGAAAGACUUCCACAUAAAGUUUCUUGAAAAAUAUGCAUGAAACUACUGUGGCUUUUCCCCCCUCAUCCCCUCCCCUUCGAGGCAAAUAGAGACAAUGAACAAUGAUGUGCUGAGAAUGUGCUGUUUAUCUAAUUUAACUAAAUUCAAAAUAGAUAGAACCAGACUCAGAUACUAUUGGACUAUUAAAGUUAUGUCUGGUAUAGAAGACAUUGUUACACUAAGUUUUUUUUUUUGAAGGGGAAGAAUGUGAAGAAAGUGGUGAGAAGAAAGAGUCAGUAAAUGUUUUUGUGCCUUGAUUGAAAGUUACAUUUGUGAACUUUUGAUUCAAUAGGUUGGGGAAGGGAAUUUCUCAUUAAAAUUACUACUGUCAUGUGGGUUUUUUACAUAACACAAAUGCCAAGUUCAAUUGUUUAGAUAGGAAUUGGUUUCCCAUCUUAAAAUUUUACUAAACAAAAAUCAAAACUCCUACAUUAUAGGUAUUGCUUGGUUUAACUUUUGUUGUUUUUGUUGUUAAGUAUGAAGUGUUCUCCAAACCCGACCAAGCAUGUAGGGACAGCAUGCUUAUUUUAAAAAAUCUUCAGCAGAUGUGUCCAGAUACCUUUGAAAUUCUGCUGAAAAGAAAUCCUGCCAUCCCAGCAUAGCUGGAAUGGAAUAUACAGUGUGGAUCAGAGGAGUGAACGU
Passer domesticus (house sparrow) is the source of this 2915-nucleotide messenger RNA. RefSeq names its product glutamic--pyruvic transaminase 2 (gene GPT2). The transcript is spliced from 11 exons. Gene Ontology annotation, molecular function: pyridoxal phosphate binding; L-alanine:2-oxoglutarate transaminase activity. The record is from RefSeq and is a predicted model, not a curated record. Lineage: Eukaryota; Metazoa; Chordata; Aves; Passeriformes; Passeridae. Gene Ontology annotation, biological process: biosynthetic process. Bases 625 to 2274 code for a protein of 549 amino acids.